Molecule: messenger RNA, 699 nt
Organism: Caenorhabditis remanei
Lineage: Eukaryota; Metazoa; Nematoda; Chromadorea; Rhabditida; Rhabditidae
Exons: 7
Coding region: 1-699 (232 amino acids)
Cellular component (GO): membrane
Source: RefSeq, a predicted model, not a curated record
AUGGUCGAAGGAGGCGUCACCAUCGUCAAAUAUCUACUUUUUCUUGCUAAUCUAGUGUUAUGGGUCGGCGGACUGUCUUUGAUCAUUAUCGGAUCGAUUUUACAACUGAAAUUUGAUAAUGUGUUAGAUAUAUUAGGUGAUGAACGGUUAGCCACGCCCAUAAUCCUUCUGGUGAUCGGUUCGCUGUGUACUCUUCUCGGAUUUCUCGGAUGUUGUGGAGCAAUUCGAGAGAACUACUGUCUUACUGUAUCGUUUGCAGUUCUGUUGGCACUUCUCAUCACCUGUGAAAUCGCCGCCGUCAUCAUCGGAUACGCGCUUCACGACAGUUUUCGACUUGGUAUUUCUAAUCAACUUCAGACGGGUAUGAUCCGAUAUCACGAGAGUCGAGGAGUCGAAAGUGCAUGGGACAAAACGCAUCAGUUAUUCGAAUGCUGCGGAGUGACAAACUCAUCCGAUUGGCUCACUUUCACAACGAUUCCCGAUUCGUGUUGCAUCGAAGAAAUGGAGGGAUGUGCCAGAGAGAGUGCUCCACUUUUUGAGCCCGGAUGCAUUCAUAGUGUCGAACAGUGGGUGCUGAAAAACGGUGCAAUGGUCGGUGGAAUUUGUGCAGUGUUGGCAGCCAUCCAAUUGGUCGGAGUCUGUUUCGCUUGUUGUCUUUCAAAAUCAAUUCUCAAGGACUUCCACGAUUUUUAUUAUUAG